This is a messenger RNA of Rubroshorea leprosula, 1795 nucleotides long. Lineage: Eukaryota; Viridiplantae; Streptophyta; Magnoliopsida; Malvales; Dipterocarpaceae. The record is from the annotation of a GenBank genome assembly.
CGACUCCGAGAAAGGGUAAACCGGAGAGACAAACAAAAACAGGAUUCUGCAAAACCGCCUGUGGAGUGCGGACACAGGUAAUUAUAGAAAUCCUUAAUUGCAGUAUGCCGGAGGAACCGUCAAGUGCUCUAGUCACCCACGACAUCCAUAAGUGGUGAAGUUGAAGUUGCAGCACAGAGAAAACUGAAGCAGAGAUUACAGCCGCCCCCGUGUUGAUUCUCUAGAGCCUUUCAGGGUUUUUGCAAUUUGGAGGUUAAUGGCUAGGGUUUUCCAUGCAAAACAAGAGGCACUCAUAUCUCUGAUGUCCGAUUCAUGCAACGGUUUUUGGUGGGGAUAAGGUUCUGGAUUGAUUCGACUGGAUUUGAGGUUGUACAUCAGAGAUUUUCCAAUCGCAAUCUACUACUUACAGCUGAAAAACAAAGAGGAGAAAAUAACCUCUAAAGGUUUCAUCUUGUUAGAGUUUUGUCAUUAUCUCCGAAUCAGCAGCUUUUUUUUUUUGGUUUUCAAGAUUAAUCCUUUGGUUUUGAUUGAAGAAACCAAACAUGGCAAAUCGGUGGUGGGCUGGAAAUGUUGCAAUGAGAGGUAUAGACUCAAUAGUUUCAGCUUCAGCUCCAUCUCUUCACCUUAGAAAUCCGGAGGAAGAACGCACGGCCUUGAACUGUCUUGGGUCAAGAAAAGAACAGGAAUUUAUGGAUAAUAACAACGGUAACACCGGCGGGGACAGCGAUAGCCCGAAUACUACUACUCCGAACCAAAACCAGAGCCAAGAUGAUGAAGAUAAUAACAACAAUCUGGAAUCGGAAGAGCAGAAUACUGCCCUGGAGACUAUCGAGGUGGGCUCCGGUUCGUCCUCUCGCAGGCCCAGGGGCCGGCCUCCGGGUUCAAAAAACAAACCGAAAGCCCCGAUCGUCAUCACCAAGGAAAGCCCUAAUUGUCUACGAAGUCACGUGUUGGAAAUCAAAAGCGGCAGCGAUAUCGCCGAGUGCAUCGCCAAUUUCGCUCAGCGUCGCCAUUGCGGUGUGUCUGUUCUCAGUGGUAGCGGCAUUGUUACCAAUGUUUCACUCCGCCAGCCAGCGGCGCCCGGUGGAAUAGUUACUCUUCAUGGAAGAUUUGAGAUUUUGUCGUUAUCCGGCGCGUUUUUGCCCGCUCCAUCGCCUCCUGGUGCAACGGGGCUGACGGUCUACUUGGCUGGCGGGCAGGGGCAGGUGGUGGGGGGUAGCGUAUUGGGCGCGCUGGUGGCGUCAGGGCCUGUGAUGGUGAUUGCAGCAACUUUUUCAAAUGCCACUUAUGAGAGGUUGCCGAUAGAGGAUGAUAAUGGGGGCGGUGAUGACAACGGUGGAGGAGAAGGGCAGCAGCAAGGUAGUAAUAGUGGCGGUGGUGGUAAUUCAGGAGGUCAGCCUCAGAGUUUGGGACAUGAACAAGGCUGCUCAAUGCCACUGUAUAACUUGGCUCCUAAUUUUCUGCCUAAUGGACAAAUGCCUCAUGAUGUGUUUUGGGGUCCUCCGCUUCGUCCUCCUUCAUCUUACUAAUUUCUGUCUUCAAACAUGGUUUGGCUCUUCUCCUCACUGGCUUAAUUUGUUCAAAAAUUUCGGAUGCUUGAUGUUCAUGUAUAAGUUUAUUAGGGAGGAAACUAGGGCUUUUUGGUUGCAAACUUUCUUCGUUUUUGUGAAUCUGAUCCAGAAUUGGCUUCGGCUUUGUUACAUGUUUUUGGAACUAGCUUGUUGUCUAAUAUAUGUAGAAUUUGGUAUAAUUGAAUGCCUUUUUUUAUUCUCCCUAAUAAACAUUUUUUACCAGA